Molecule: messenger RNA, 2151 nt
Organism: Salarias fasciatus (jewelled blenny)
Lineage: Eukaryota; Metazoa; Chordata; Actinopteri; Blenniiformes; Blenniidae
Gene: pawr
Product: PRKC, apoptosis, WT1, regulator
Exons: 7
Coding region: 265-1200 (311 amino acids)
Biological process (GO): positive regulation of apoptotic process; apoptotic process
Cellular component (GO): cytoplasm
Source: RefSeq, a predicted model, not a curated record
CCGGACUCCGCCGGUGUGCCGCAGCUCCGCCGCUCUGUGCGCUUCAGAUGUGAUCUGCGCCAUUCAUCCGAGCGCGGCGUGGGCACACCUGGUCGGAGAGAAGGCUGCAGUUUACCGACUCCAACAGCUCCGCACAGAGUUAAUCACUUGAGGAAUGCGGCGGUGCCAUUAAGGACGAAGCGCGCAGCUGAAACUCCGCACUCAUUCCAACUUUCGUGCUUUUUCGGCGAAGGAACGUGAAGAAACCCCUAUAUAACAGGGACCAUGGCCACGGGAGGGUUCAAAUCUAACGCCACCACGGAUUUCCUCGAGGAGUGGAAGGCGAAACGGGAGAAAAUGCGGGCCAAAAUGCUGGGGGACAUUGCGGCGGCGACGGGCGCUCCUCUGGGAGCCGCGAGCUCAAACAGCUCGUCCAACAUCCGCCACGCUGCUCCUCCCCCCGCCUCCCCCCCGUCCCCGGGCUCCGAGCCGCCCUACGCCUCCUCCGGGAGCUGCCACCCCUCCGUGUCCCGCUCCUCCUCCGGCUCGGCCCUGAGCCAGCCGGCCCCGGCCCAGAACCCGAACCAGGGCCAGACCGAGCUGGACUGCAGCCCCAUGGCCUGCAACGACAGCGACAAGGAGAGCCCGUCACCCGGGAAGGGCAAGGAGAAGAAGAGCGGCGGGCCCAGCGCCAGGAAGGGCAAAGGUCAGAUCGAGAAGAGGAAGCUGAGAGAGAAGAGGAGAUCCACAGGUGUGGUCAGCAUCCCGUCCAAUGAGAGUCUGGACGAGCUGGAUGACGACGAUGUUGGGGAGAAGGACCGGAGGGAGGAGGAGGAGCUGGUUCAGGCCAACACCUUCCAGAACGAGUCCAUGACGGCCGACCCCGCCACCGGCUACUUAAUGGAGACUCCCAGAUCUGGAACAAGCCGCCACAAAAGUUCUGAAGAAGAGGCGAGGCAUCGACACAACCGCCAAGGCCGAGACGGAGGAGCCGGAAGCCUGGAGAAGAGGAUAGAAGAUCUGGAGAAGGAGCUGGCCAGAGAGCGGCAGGAGAACGGCCGGCUGCAGAAGGCUCACCAGGACAAAGACGAUCUCAUCGGGAGGCUGAGAGAAGAAAUCGACCUGCUGAACAGAGACCUGGACGACAUCGAGGACGAGAACGAGCAGCUGAAGCAGGAGAACAAGACGCUGCUGAAGGUGGUGGGUCAGCUGACGAGGUAGAACCCGGAGCCACCGGCCUGACCGACCGUCCCGCUGUGCCACCGCGCCGCCUGUUCUCCGUGUCUGUUGUCUGUUAGAGGUGAGACUGUUGGCUAGUCGUCCUCGGAGGCUUGUGGCCUUUAAAAAACACACUCCCUCCCCCGAGGAGGGUUUCUUCCAUGUGCGGUGAAGGCUGAGCUGAGCGGUGGAGGUCGUCCUUUCCAUAUUUAAUGUAAAUGUUUUGUAUAUAGGCCACUUAGAUUAAUUUUUUUGGUUUUUUUUUGGAUUUCUGAUAAAGUCUUUAAAAAAGAAAAAAAAAAAAAGGAAAAAUAUAUGAAUGUAUGUGCUGCAAAAAAAUUACAAAUGGCUUAAAAGAGGCUAAAAUGGAGACUUGACAUCCAUCUGCGGCGUUUGGAUUGUGUCUGAGGCCGAAGCAGUUUGGACCAAAUUCAGCAGGAGUCGGCAGCCAAAGCUCCGCAGUGCCUCACAGUCUGGAAAACACGAACACUGGUGGAAGCCUGGAGCUUCGGUCGCCAGCAGCCGCACCAGAUCCGCCUCUCGGUACAUUUUUAAUCCCACUUGAGGGUGGAGGUUUGGGUGGGGGGGCUUCUACAAAUCUGAAUAAAGGCUCAUUUUAAACAUGUUAUACGAUCAAUUCGACGCUUUUCUUUAUCAAUAGUUUCUUCUUGAGGUUAAUGAGUUUUAUUCCUGUCAGUGGAGAAAUGUUUGGGACUGUUCUGGAAGCAGAAUGAUGUGUGUGUGUGUGUGUGUCAUGGUACUUCUGAGGUUCUAAUGGGGUUUCUUUGCCCUCAGCCUAGACUCACAGGUUUGCUUCUCCUUGUGAAGUUAUAUUUGUAAUCACUUUGAUUUACGACUAAUCAACUUGGUAUCAAUAAAGACCAAAAGGCCUGAUGAGCGUCAGCCUGCCAGUCCAAACUGGGGGCAAAAAAACCCUCUGUGUAACAGCAGAAG